This is a messenger RNA of Fusarium verticillioides 7600, 8106 nucleotides long. RefSeq lists its product as hypothetical. NCBI's taxonomy places the organism in Eukaryota, Fungi, Ascomycota, Sordariomycetes, Hypocreales, Nectriaceae. The transcript has 17 exons. The record is from RefSeq and is a predicted model, not a curated record. Bases 145 to 7746 code for a protein of 2533 amino acids. Gene Ontology annotation, biological process: secondary metabolite biosynthetic process; fatty acid biosynthetic process. Gene Ontology annotation, molecular function: oxidoreductase activity; fatty acid synthase activity; phosphopantetheine binding.
CCCAUAUGUAUGUGCCGCUGCCGGGUGGUGUCAUGAACUAUCCCAUACUCUUCUCGUGUGACCUUUUGCCUCCCAGAGUUACCAGACUUUGGCAGAAUUUUAUCAGUAUACCCCAAUUUGUUUUGACGUUUGUCUUUUUUUGCAAUGCCUUCUCAAAUUCCACAAUGGCGAGAGCCAAUUGCCAUUGUGAGCAUGGCUUGCCGUCUCCCAGGUGGAAUCGACAAGCCGCUUGAUCUGUGGGACCAUGUCCGAGCAGGCCGGUCGUCUGCUACAGCGAUACCCAAAGAUCGAUUCAAUGCUGAGAACUUCUUGUCUAUGGAUCCUAAUCAGAAGGGGGAGCAGGCCUUUAGGGGCGCUCACUUCGUCAAGAGGGACAUUAAGCAGUUUGAUCACAAGUUCUUUGGGAUCAGCAAAGACACUGCAACAGCUAUGGAUCCCCAGCAGAAACAGCUCCUUGAGGUUGUCUAUGAGUGUCUCGAGUCAGCCAAUAUCUCUAUGGAGACCAUUUCAAAGUCCAAGAUUGGCUGCUAUUGCGCCAUGUUCGUGAGUGACUACCACGACAUGCUCAUGCAAGACCCUGAAUACCUCCCAACGUUCAUCGCCAUUGGAACAACACGAACCAUGCUUGCAAACCGCAUCAGUCAUGCACUCGACCUCGGUGGACCCAGUGUCACUAUUGAUACUGCCUGUUCGGGUGCCCUGGUGGCCCUUCAUCUUGCCUGCCAAGCACUGCAGGCUGGUGAGUGCGACGGCGCAGUAAUUGGUGCAUCGAAUUUGUUCCUGAGUCCUGAUUAUGCAUUGUCUUUGACGCGUCUCGGAGCUAUUGCGGCGGAUGGGCAGUGUAAGACGUUUGAUGCUAGUGCAAAUGGAUAUGGACGUGGUGAGGGUACCAAUGCAGUCUAUGUCAAGAGGCUCAGCGAUGCUCUCAGAGAUGGUGACAGCAUUCGAGCAGUUAUCAGGGGUACAUCAUCUAACAGUUCUGGUGCUACUCCAGCCAUCACGGAGCCCUCGGGGCGGGCUCAGGCAGACACCAUCUUACAGGCCUAUGCCCAAGCAGGAAUCAAUGACUUUAGCGAGACGGGAUACUUUGAGUGUCAUGGAACAGGUACUCCCGUCGGUGAUUGCAUAGAACUAGGCGCCGUUGGUUCGGUCUUUUCCGAAAGCCACAAAACCCAGGAUGCACUCUGGGUCGGUUCUACGAAACCUAAUGUCGGACAUUCAGAGGCUGCCAGUGGUUUGAGCAGUCUCAUCAAAGUGGUCUUGGCUCUAGAAAAGGGCGAGAUCCCCCCCAACACAAAUUACAAGACACCCAACCCCAAGAUUGACUUUGAUGGAUGGAGAGUCCGUGUUCCAACCGCUCCGCAGCCAUGGCCUUCCAAGUCCAUCCGCCGGGCGAGCGUAAACUCCCUCGGUAUAGGUGGAUCUACUGCCCAUGCUGUUGUUGAGUUCUAUGAGCCUCCUCAAUUGACCAAUGGUACAACCAAUGGUACAAAUGGAGUCAAUGGCGUUAACGGUACGAACGGUGUCAACGGCCAUCACGAAGAUGGGGAGAAGACCAACGGCCCGUACUUCCUCCUCUUCACCUCCGGCGCUUCAAAGAGCUCUCGAGAAACCAACGAGCAGAAUCUCCUCGAGUUCCUGAAGUCUCAUGAGGAGUGCAAGAGUCUGACUAGCCCUCUCGUCAAAGCGCUCAACGCUCGAAGCCAGAUCAAUAUCCGGCCCUGGAAGUCAUUUGCUGUCGCUCAGUCCGUUGACGGUCUAAUGCAACAACUGGAAACCAAUGCACUCAAGGUUGGAACAGGCCCUACAAGUGGCGGAUCACCACGAGUCUUGUUCCUAUUUACAGGCCAAGGAGCUAUGUGGUCGCAGAUGGGCAAGCGUCUUCUUGAUGCAUUCCCUGUGGCGCGCAACAGUUUGUACAAUCUCGAGGAGGUUGUACGGGAGCUUCACUCAUCCAAGACACCGACUUGGUCGUUGAUAGACAAGCUCACUGCUGAGCUUUCUCAAGAAGAAAUUGACUCACCAGCUCUCGCGCAUCCCCUCUCCAUGGCGGUUCAGAUCGCGCUGACAGACGUUCUCUCAAGUUGGGGCGUCCUUCCAGACGGUGUCGUUGGACACUCAGGCGGAGAGACAGCAGCUGCCUAUGCUUGUGGUGCCCUCACAGCCAAGGAAGCUAUCACAGUGGCUUACUACCGAGGUAUCGCCUGUCAGAACGCUCCAUCGGGUGCCAUGCUAGCCACCAGGAGCGCACCCAAUGCUAAGGUGCUGCAAGAUGCUUUGGAGCGAAACGAUGUGCAGAUUGCUUGCUUCAACGGUCCUCAGAACCUUACCCUCGCUGGAUCUGCUGAGGGAGUCAAGAACGUGGCUGCUGAGCUGAGUGCUCAUAACAUUGUCUCAAGAGCUGUUGCAGUUACUCGAGCUUAUCACACUCGCGCCAUGAAGACUGUUGUGGAUGAGUACGUUGGUCAGCUCAAGGGCGUCAUACAACCCAAGGCUGGACGAGUUCCUAUGUACUCAUCUGUGACUGGCCUUGAGCUCAAGGGUACUGAGGCUGACGCCGACUACUGGGGAGCCAACCUCGUCUCCCCAGUUCUUUACACCGAUGCAGUCACCCUGGCUUUGACCUCAUCAGACCGCAAGUUUGAUCUUUGCGUUGAACUCGGACCUCACUCUCUACUUUCUCGCCCAACAUCCGAGAUAGUCAAGUCCCUUCCUGAUUCACCCCAACUUCCAUUCUUCGCCACAAUGCUCCGAAACGCAGACUCGAGCCAACAGCUUAUGAGCCUAGCUGGAGACUUGGUUCUCAAUGGGAAGCAGCUGGACUUGGAUCAAGUCAACAAGGUCGCGGGCAAGGUUGGACGUCUUCCCAAUCACAUUCAAGACAACCUUCCAGCUUAUGCAUGGGACUAUUCCUCGACACCUUGGACCGAGCCACGAAAUAGUCAAGAAUGGCGGUUUAGAAAAUCGCCGCGACAUGAGAUUUUAGGAUCGCGAUGCAGAGGAGUCAAUCCUUCAGCUCCGACUUGGAGGAACAAGGUGUCGAUUGAAGAUGCACCUUGGCUUGUUGAUCAUCAGGUUAACGGCAUCGUGACAUUCUCCUUCACAACCGGCAUCGCAAUGGUGGUCGAGGCUAUGAUGCAGGUACAGGAAGAGAACAAGGAGAUUGACUGGACAAACCAUUCAUUCGAGCUUCAAGACUUUGUGUUUUCCAACUCGAUCAUUCUUCCUGAUGAAUCGCACAUCGAUCUCUUCCUCACACUCAUCCCAGACAACGACAAUGCGAAGUCUGAGGAGACGUGGUAUGAUUUUACCAUCUCGUCGCUGAGAGGCGAUGUCGAUAUCCGUCAUUGCCACGGUAGAGCUGCGGUCCUCGAAACGGGCAAAGAUACUGUCGCCCUCCGCCGCAGAACCUCUUGGCAUCACAUGCCCCUCAAAGUCCCACUGAAGAGCUACUACAAGACUCUUGAGCGAGUUGGCUACGGCUACGGCCCCAAGUUCCAGCUUCUCAAUGAAGUCCGAGUCCGCCCUAGUCUCUCCGCUUGCUCUGCCAAGAUUGACAUGACAUCCACUGCCCAAUCUCCCGUUCCCGGCCAGCGAUAUCUCCUGCACCCCGCUAUGAUGGAUGCAGCGCUCCAAACACCUGCUUUGGCCAAUCGCUCCGGGCACUUUCAAGAGAUUGAUACACUACUUCUUCCAUCCAAGAUGAAGAGAAUCUCCAUUCGCAUGCCUGCUGGGAACACGGACGUAGCGUCUUGUACUACCAACACUUCGCCUGUUGGCUUUAGCAGGAUCCAAGGUAGUGUUGAGUGCUACGACUCGUUGUCGAGGCCUUUCUUCGUGGUAGAGGGUCUGCAGAUGGAUAGAGCGACAAGCGAUGACAACACCACUCUUCCCUGGCUGAGGCUCACGUGGAAGCCUGACAUUGGCGACAUCUCGAGCAGUGACCCCAUGCUCAGCUCCAUCAAGAUCCAGAGCCUUCCCGCAGAGAAGAAGCUCAUCAACCUCGAGAACCUAGUCAAGGAGCUCAUCCCACUCAUCGUUGAAAAUGGCAUCGACAAGGGCAAGGACCUACCCUCCCAUCUACUCAGCUACCAUUCAUGGUUCCUCGACCAAGCCGAACUCCACAAAGACCGCCUAGCAGCUCGCCACAAGCAACAAAACGGCUUCGCAACAGUCCAAGACGCCAUAAUGAACGUCGUCGCCAACUCGGGAAUCUCCCAAACCGUCGACGCAUCAAUAGUAUCCCAACUCGCCAUCAACAUGUCCAAAAUCUUCCGUGGCGACGUCGAAGCCCUAGCAGUAUGGCUCGAGAACGAUUUACUCUACCGUUUCUACGAAGAGAGUAUCUUCACCACCAGCAUGAACCAAAAACUCCUCUCCAUCGCUGAACUUUUGGCCCACAAGAAUCCCAACAUGAAGAUCUUGGAGAUUGGUGCUGGAACUGGUGGUGCAACUACAGAGUUGCUGCGUGGUUUUGCCAAAGCAGGAGGGAAGAAUGCGUACCAGAGUUUUACGUUUACGGAUAUCUCGGCGGGGUUCUUUGAUAAGGCGAAGAAGAAGUUUGCGCAGUGGGAUAGGAUUGAGUUCAAGACUUUGGAUGUUGAGAAGGAUAUUGCUGAGCAGGGGUUUACUGAGAAGUACGACCUUGUUGUUGCGGCGAAUGUUCUGCAUGCCACUGCCGAUCUGCCAUUUGCGAUGAAGAACAUCCGAUCUCUAUUGCGGGACGAUGGAUACCUCUUGGUUGGUGAACUGUCAGAGGAUCUGACUUCAGCCAACUUCCUCUGGGGCCCUUUGACUGGCUGGUGGCUCCGCACUCGAUCACCCGGCCGCUCUGGUCCUGGUCUUACUCUCGACGAGUGGCGCAACGAGCUCGCCGCCGACUUCGACAGCGUCUACGAGAUUGAGGCCAAGCACGACAAGACCGACACGGACCAACUCUCGAGCACCAUCGUCAUGAUGGCUCGAGCAAAGCCCAUUGAGUAUACUCCUCCUAAGCCGCUUUCCGAAGAGAAGGUACACAUCGCUGGCGUGGGUAGCGAUCUGUCCACUCGAGACCACCUUCAGAAGUAUCUCGGCACGCGUGGUAUUUCCUCAACCUCAGGAGUUCUCGAAGACCUUGCUUCGCGGGAAUGGUCCGGCGAGUGGCUUAUCCUCGUUGACGAGACUGAAGGAAGUUUCCUCGCCUCUCUCCAACAGGAGCAAUUGACCGCAAUGAAGUCGUGGCUUACAAAGCCUAUCAAGUGUAUCUGGGUCACUCGCAAAGUAUACCUCGACCCCCAGAACACAACAGGAGGUCUAGUAACAGGAUUCGCACGAACUCUUCGCGGCGAAAAUAGCCAAUGCCGAUUGUACACUCUUGACCUGAGCAGCGAUGGCGAUAUCACAGCCAACAUCAUCUACCACGUCUUGGAACGGGCGCAUUACUCUCAUGAUGACCCAAUCUCUAAAUUGGACUAUGAGAUUGCUGAGAAGGAUGGGCAGCUGUGGACAUGCCGGCUUGUUAAUGAUACUCCGCUUGAGAAUGCUUAUGGCCCUGCUAGAAAGAUGGAUGCCUCCUCCACGCAGCUGGUGAAGGCUCCUCAUCACUUGGUCAUGGGAGAGGUUGGUAUCUUGGAGAGUCUGACCAUGGCCCAAGACGAUGCGUACUCAAGCAUUCCAGACGGACAUGUUCUCGUCGAUGUCAAGGCUGUCGGACUUGACGAACGGGACGGGUACAUCGCACAGGGAUCACUUCCAGCGACGUCGUUCGGCCGUGAGUGUUCCGGCGUCGUUACCAAGUGCGGUGCCAAUGUCGCCUGGCUUAACCCUGGAGAUCGCGUCGCGGUCAUCGGCCAAGGGACUUUCACAACCCAGUACUUGGCACCGUCAGACUGUUGCGGGAAGAUACCAGACUGGCUUUCAUUCGAGGAUGCGGCAGCCAUUCCUACAAACUUCGUCACUGCUCUGUACGCUCUGACAACACCAGCCAGAGUAACAACAGGCCAGAAAAUCCUCAUCAUCAACGCAUCUUCCCCCCAAGGCAUCGCCCUCAUCAAAACCGCAACAGCACUCAAACUCGACGUCUAUGCCGCCAUCAGCGACGCAACCACGAAGCCUAUCCUCACCAGACUCGGUCUUCAUUCUGCCAAGAUCUUUGUGAACCCCACCAACACGAGCCGCUCCAGCGUGUCUCGCUCCACGACUUUCUCAGCGUAUAAGAUUGUAUUGAACACUAAGGCUGGUCAAUAUACGGACUUUGCGCACUUGAUUGCGAACCGUGGAACGUACAUUGAGAUUGCAUCGGGUGAGAGCUCGGGUGAUGAGGUUUUUGUGCCGUAUAAGAAUAUCAUGUUUGCGUCUGUUGAUUUGGCGGAUGCUUAUCUGGAAAGCAAGCAGGAUCUUGGAGAAUUGCUUGGCCAAGUCAUCGACAUGGUUGAGAAGCGAGAGAUCGAUAUUGACAGUUCAGUCUCGGUGAAGGGACUUGACUCUAUACAGUCGGCUUUUGCUGCAGUGAUGGAAGGAACUCAGAGCAAACAGGUUGUGUCGCUCACGAAUGUCGACGAUCAACAAUUGAUCAAGACACGACCAAAGACUUCUCGCUUCAACCCCCACAAGACCUACAUCAUCACAGGUGGUCUCGGUGGUCUAGGCCGCGCCAUUUCCGUAUGGAUGGCUAGCUACGGCGCUCGCCACAUCAUUCUGGCAACCAGCUCUGUCGCCCGAGCCUCAGAGUCCGGCGAUCUUCUCCAGCAGCUGUCAUCAUAUGGAUGUAACGCCAGAGUUGAAGUAUGUGACGUUGGUGACUCCGAAGCUGUCGAGAGCCUUAUUGCUUCUAUUGAUACUCCUAUUGGUGGAGUCAUUCACUCUGCGCUGAAGCUUAGCGACUGCUUCUUUGAGGAUAUCACCCUAGAAGACUUUGAUGCUGUCUUUGGUCCCAAGGUCAACGGCUCGCUGAACCUUCACAACAGCCUUCUCAACCAAGACCUCGACUUCUUCGUCAUGCUCAGUUCAGGCUGCGGUGUCCUUGGUAACGAAGGUCAAUCCAACUACGCAGCAAGCAGUACCUUCCUCGACACCUUUGCUCGCUACCGUCAAAGUCUUGGCCUCCCCGCCUCAUCCAUUGAUCUCGGAUUCGUCGAAGACGUCGGUAACAUCAGCGAACGUCCCGAGAUCCAAGCAUCCCUCUUAUCCCGCGGUCUCAGACCCAUCACAGUCCGCGAUGUCCUCCGCGUUGUCGAGGGUGCCAUCGCAACAGGUUCACCCAAGGAUCCCAUUAGCGACUCUACCUACGAUGGUUUCACCCAAAGCCAGAUCGUUCUCAGCUUCGGUAUGAUCGACAAAGCCACAGCAGACUACCAAUCCUGGGCUCAAGACUCCAAGUUCGGCCUUUUGCGAUCUCGCGCCGUUGAUAACGCUGCGCUUGACUCCGAUGCAGACAGCAGCGAGAGCGCGGUUCAAACAGCUGUCAAGGCCUUCCGCAAUACUCUGGGUAGAUUGGGUGAUGCACCUGAAGGCAAAGAAGCAGCGUUACAGCCCUUUGUUUGCACUGCUCUUGUUGCUAAGUUGGCUCAAGUGCUGUCGAUUCAGGGUGGCGAUAUUCAGCGUUCGAGAUCGGCGAUUCAAUAUGGGAUGGACUCGCUUAUUGCGAUUGAGGUUCGAUCUUGGGCGCGAUAUGCGUUCCAGAUUGAUUUGCCGAUUAAUGAUUUGACGAACCCGUAUAGUAUUCAGGAUUUGUCGGCUAGGGUUUCCAAAAUUAUCGUUGCAUGAACAUGAUUUUUUAGCGCUUGGGUAUACCACAGAUUGGGGUGGCUCUUGUCUUUUCGUUUUUCCUUGUUUGAUGUUUCCUUAUAGGCGUUUUCGUUUGUUAUAGCUUCGCGAUAUUUAUGGCAGGUCAAUCGAACACGUUCUUUGCCUCUGAAUUCCAUGCUUCCCGCAUAGCUGUAUUCAUCUAUAUAUAGUCCGUUAUAGGAUAUCUCCCCCUCGUUAUAAUCACGCCAGAGACCAACUCUCGCAGCCUGCGAGCCAAAGACAAUGCUAUACAACACCAGAAAUAUGCAAUUCAGUCCCAUCAGAGGGUCUAGUCUAAAGACUUGAUAUUCCGUAGCCCAGCACGAUGUACUUCCUCAC